Molecule: messenger RNA, 2279 nt
Organism: Astrephomene gubernaculifera
Lineage: Eukaryota; Viridiplantae; Chlorophyta; Chlorophyceae; Chlamydomonadales; Astrephomenaceae
Source: the annotation of a GenBank genome assembly
AGGUUAUGGAGCCAUGCCGAAUGGGGGAUGAUACACGUAUGGACGUCUGGCUGUAGAUAGAGGUAAACACUUUCCGUUUAGCACGGCCGAUGCACCUGACAAACGUUCAAGUGCCUUCGCGUCCUAAGAGCGCGUUAAUGCAUUGCUGGGCUACAUUUACAGUGGUUAAUUAUUUGUAUUGAAGCUUGCUUAAGGCGAAUACGCUAUACUUGUCGGCGCUUUACAUCGCCGCACCACCGAAGUUACCGGAGCUGCAUAGAGUAACCCCAUACAAAUGGAAGCGUUUUCCUGUGUGUUACGAGCAGUACGGCGCCGCUCACAGCGCCUAGCAUGCCUAACGUCGCUUGCGGAAACGAGUCCUCACGAAGGGACUCCAUCCCGCUUCUUCUCUUUGGCUGGAAGCGACACUCGGCUUUAUGGCAGCCUUGCAAGCUUGGACGCCCCCUUAUCCUCCUCUGCUGCCUCUUCAUCGCUGACGGCAAGAUUACGUCCUAGUUUGCGCGCUUGCAGCAGUACGGCAGCAGCGCCUUACUCUGGCAGCAGCAGCAGCGGCUCCUGUCUCCUCCCGUCCUCCCACAAUACCGUCCAGGCGCACUCCUGCUGCAAUCUAAGACCCCUCAAACCACAAACCGACAUCACCACGAGCAGCGGCAGCAGCAACAGCAGCGCAAACAAUCACGUCAGCUGCAGCGCCAGCGCACUCAACCUUCACGCCAACACUAACAGAGGUGUUGCGGGAGUCAGUGUCCGAACCUUUCGGUUUGCAAGCGUAAUCAACCACGACAUCGGCUCCCUUCGGAGCUACAGCGGCAACAGCCACGAUACUCCUGCUGCUGCUGCCGCUGCUGCUGCUACUUCUGCCGGAAUCCAAUCCUUGUCCCCCGCCCUUGAGGCCCGGCUAAAGCAGCUCCGAGAGCGCUACCAGCAAUUAGAAAAGGUUCUGACAGGAGAAAGCGAAGGAGAGGGAGGAGGAGGAGGCAGCAGCGGCUCCUCGCUGCGUGAGGCAGGGAGGGAGUACUCACAGUUGCGACCGUUGGUAGUGUCGUACGAGCAGUUGCUGAAAGUACGACAAGAGCUGGGUGAUCUGACAGGGCUGCUGCGCGACCCCGACCCCGCCGUGCGGGCCAUGGCGGAGGAGGAGCGGCUGCAGCUGAGCAGCCAGUCCUCCCGGCUGGUCCGGCGGCUGCUGCUGGCGCUGCUGCCUCGCGACCCACGGGUCACCCGGCCGGCGCUGUUGGAGCUACGGUCGGGCGCGGGCGGCAACGAGGCGGCGCUGUUUGCCGGGGUACUGUACGACAUGUAUCUGCAGUUCGUACAGUCCCGAGGUUGGUCCUGGCAAGUCAUGGAGCUGACGGCAAGCGAGGUGGGCGGAAUACGACAUGCCGUCAUCGCCGUAUCCGACCCAGCCGCCCCCGCGGGCGGCGGCGGCGAUGACGCCGGCGGCGGCGGCAGCGGCUUUCCCGGCGACGACGACGACGGCGAGGAGUACGACAGCAGCGGAGGCGGUGUGUACGGCACCCUGGCCCCCGAGAGCGGCGUACACCGGGUGCAACGGGUGCCCGUCACGGAGGCGAUGGGGCGGGUGCACACCAGUACGGCAUCCGUGGUGGUACUGCCGCAAGCGGAUGAGCUGGACGUGCGGCUGCGUGAGGAGGACCUGCGCAUCGAAACCAUGCGCGCCAGCGGGGCGGGCGGGCAACACGUCAACGUGACGGACAGCGCCGUACGCAUCACGCACCUGCCCAGCGGCCUGGUGGUCAGCGCACAGAACGAGAGGAGCCAGCACCUCAACCGCGCGGCGGCACUAAAGGUCCUGCGCUCGCGUCUGUUCGACCUGGAGUCCCAGAAGCGUGCUCGCGAGGUGGAGCAGCAGCGCAGCGCACUGUUGGGGUCGGGGGAGCGGAACGAGCGCAUCCGGACUUACAACUACCCGCAGGGUCGUGUGACGGACCACCGCAUCCACCUCACCCUGCACGACCUGUCCUCCGUGCUGUCGGGCGGCGAGGGGCUGCAGCGGCUGAUGGGCGCCAUGCGGGCUGCUCGGCAGGAGGAGGCGCUGAGGAGGCUGGCGGAGGAGGGAGGCAGCGGCAGCAGCAGCUAGGGAGAUAUAUAUUCCGAAUUAGGCUGGACUUUAGUUGCUACGGGGGUAAAAAGAAAUUCCAAUGUGUGUUGUGAUAAUGAUACAAGCUGCUACGGGGGGGAGAAUGAGGAGUGAGGCACAGUCCCGUGAUCUGUCUCACGCAGUGCAAAAACGCAGGAACCGAAACUACACUCCAGGG